This is a messenger RNA of Calypte anna (Anna's hummingbird), 1743 nucleotides long. RefSeq names its product ataxin 7 like 2 (gene ATXN7L2). Lineage: Eukaryota; Metazoa; Chordata; Aves; Apodiformes; Trochilidae. The record is from RefSeq and is a predicted model, not a curated record.
GGGCGGCGAUGGCGGCGGGGCGUCGGAGCGGAGGGUGCCGGCCUGGAGGAGUUCGCGGGGCAGAGCUGGAGCGCAUGGGUGGAACGGGCCGGAGCGGGCACCGAGAUGGCAGGGUCGGGGUCGGAGCUGGAGGAGAGCGGGAAGAGCAGUGCCAGAAGGCUGGAUGCCAUGACCCUGAUCAAGGAAGACAUGAGCAUCUUUGGGCAGUGCCCAGCACAGGACGAGUUCACCUGGUGGUCCUGCAGCCACUGCAGUCAGGUGGUGAAGCCCAGCCUUCAGAAGCACUGCGAACGUCGCCACGGCCCCCUGGGCAAGCUGCACACCCUGUGCCACCAGCCACCCAAGAUGCCCACCUCAACUGGGACAGCCGGUGCCGGAGGGACCCCCGGGGGGGGCAGAAUAAGCGUUACGGACAAGGCAGGCAACCUCUGUUUGUUUGUGCUUUGGUUAAACCUGGAGAAGAUUCCCAGCAUUCCCAAACCGGAGGGCUGCAGGGGCUUAAGGUGCCCCCCCAGGCCUGUACCCCACCACCUCCAAAGGAAACCCCCUGGGGAAACCUGCCACCCCCACCCGCCCAAGGCCCCCCCCAGCAACCCGGGGGUGGGGGGGACUCGGCCAUGCCCGCCGACCACACCCAGCUGCAAAACCCCAGAGCACAGGGAGAAGGAGGGGGGGGCUUCCAAACCCCACCCCAGGUCCCACAGGAAAAUGGCACGCAAGGAGUGUGACCUGAACCGUCAGUGCGGAGUCCUCAACCCCGACACCAACAAGAUCUGCACCCGACUGCUGACCUGCAAGAUCCACUCGGUUCACCAGCGCCGGGAGGUUCGGGGUCGGGCCAAGGACUUUGACAUCUUGGUGGCCGAGCUGAAAGCCAACGCCCGCAGAGGGGACACCCCCAAAGACAGGAGCCCCCUGGCAAGGAGCUACGCCCCCCCCCGCCGCCCCCCCACCCCAGCAGGACCCUUCCGAGCCUCCCCAGCCCCUCGCCAGCCCCCCCAGCAUCGCUUCUCCCUGCCGAGCCAAGCCCCCCCACUGCCCCCUCCCCAGGGCUCGGCUCUCUCUGACAGUGACCCUGAGGAUGCACCUGGGCAGGGGGGCAGGGGGGUGUUUCCCCUUCGCCCCACUCAACAAGGGGGGCAACCGGUCUCGAGCGAGGAGAGCGAGGAGGAGGGGGGUGCGAGGAGCCCCCCGACCCCUACGAGACCCCCCCGGCCGCAGGCGUUUUGCACCUUCGGGAGCCGCCUGGUCAGCCCGGGCUGUUACGUCUUCAACCGGCGGCUGGACCGGUUCUGUGCGGCUCGCUCCAUGCUGGACCCGGCACUCAGCGCCCACCGCUGGAGGAAGAUCCCUCCAGCUGCUGAGCCCCCUCCCCCCCCGCCCCACCCCCCCCCCCCCCAGCCCCUCCGCUGCCCCUGCAGCCCCGCUCCCCUUCAUGGGCCCCCCCAACUCCUCCCCCCGUCCGUGCCCCCCCCCGGCACACGGGAGGGUCGGGUCCCCUCCAGCCUCAGUUACACCGUGGGCCCCCCCGCGGCAGCCGCCUGCAGUCAGCCGGAGUGCGGGGGGGGGGGUAGCCAGUCCAUCACCUCCCCCCUGCCCGCCCACACCCCCUCCCCCUCCUUCAGCAAAUUGCCCCCACCAAAGCCAGCAGCAAAUCCGCCCGAGCCCGCGACCCCCCCCUCCCCCGCACGGAGCCGAGCCCCGCACGGAAGCCCCUCCCCCAGCGGCCCCCCCCUAUCAUAA